GGAAAACAGGUGAUGAUCUGAGGGUCAAAUGAGACAUCUAGUGACUGCACAGCAGAAAUAGAAGAUAAAGGCAAGUAUUUGGGUUCUGUCCAAGUGAGAUUUAGAUUGUAACACACAUUUUCUUCCAGGAAGAAUAUUUUUGUAAUAUUGCGCAAUAUGCUUGAUUAAAACAUUUCUGUAGUUUUAAACAUAAUUCUGAACUAAACUGACUAUAACUCAGGGAUGAGUUGUCAGAUCUAGUUUAGAUGCUCUGAAGCGACUAUGAACAUCAAACUCAUGAGAGGACGGAUCAAAGCACAAACAGGUGGAGUAAAUGAUAGAAUCUUUAAGAGUCAAGUUGAUGGGGAGAAACCUAAUUCAUGACUUGUACCAGGUACAGGGUUAAUCACUGCUGGGCUUGGCAGCACACAAUCCUGUCUGAAACAGAACCCGGCACAGUACAAUACUAACAAUCAGCAGCAUGUCCAUUCAGUCAGACUCCUUACAGGACGGAGGGGAAACAAUAAUCCGUCAGGGACGGAGGCAAACUGAUGGAAUAAAUACACAAGCAUUGAACAGACGCCAAGAGACCAGAACUGAGGAACAUACUGAAAAACAGAACUAACAAAAUAAAACAUCGAGUCCGGCGAGCGGCCGGCAUUAAACAGCAGGUUUGGAAUCAUGGAACAAGAGACACUGUGAUAUUAGUGUGUUCUCCACCAGGUCCGUCUCUGGUGUAACACUGUUCUUUUCAGUUGUAGACCUCCACCUUCCUUCCUUCCUAAAUGAUCUUGUAGUUGACGUGAUGUGUCCUGUUAAUUCUUUAUCUUCAGACUGAGUGGUAACUGUGUAAUUCAGGGUGCUUCAUACCCAGCGCUGCAGGGUUCAUCUUGCAGCCACCGUCACAUCCUCUCAGACUGUCGCUAUGCAAGCAAUAAACGGUCACUAAUGAAGUUUGCAGGAGGUUCCUCACACUCGACCUUUCACCGUCCUCACAUUCCUCACAGCGGCAGAACACACCAGGGCUCUGCUGGAGCUCGCUCUGAUGCCUCAGUUCAGGAGGGCGUCCAAACGUUGGAAGCAUCUCUAAAUGCAUUUUGAAGAUGACGUUGAACCUUAAGCCACAGAAUGCGAAAGAUUUUACCUGCACUACAUUCAAACAUGAAGCAGCUUAAAAUAAAGGUAAAAUUAUCAGUAGGUAGAUGGAGAUAUUGCAAAACCUCAAAACCUUUACUUUGAAAUUCAUGAAUUUCAGGCACAUCUGCUGAACCCAUUAAGACACACACACACACACACACACACACACACACACACACACACACACACACACACACACACACACACACACACACACACACACACACACACACACGCACGCCAAGUUUGUAGUUUAAAACAUGAUAAACAAAGAAAAGGAAAAUGGAACACCAAGUUAUUGCUAACCUAUUAUUCAAAUAACCAUUUUUACUCCCACCGUGCAGAGGUAGUAAAGCGCAGUUUUUGAAGACACACACAUGCUGCUGCACUUCUGUACCAAAGGGUGAAUCGUGUUGUGCAAUCAGACCCCCAUUCUCCUUUCUCCAUCGUGAGGGAAGGGGACGUUGGACACAGGGAGGGAUUUAAAACCGGGCCGGGGGCAGCACAGGUUUGCAGGAGGAGCCCUGUUCCUGAGCCGAGGGAAGAGAAGACGGGCAGAGCAUCGUGCUGGAGCUGAGCGAGCGCAGACGUUCAAAAUGCUGAGGUUUGUGAUGCUGACCUGCGCUCUCUGCAUGGGAGGACGCGGCGCCGCUGGACAGAGAGACGGAGAAAUCAUCAGUCAGAUCAAACUGACCAACCUCGCCCUGGCUGAGAUUAAGGAGUUCCUCAAACAACAGAUUAAGGAAAUAGUCUUCCUGAAGAACACGGUGAUGGAGUGUGAAGCCUGUGGCAUGGGGGGGCUGCCGCCUCGCCCGUCCUGCGUGCCCAACCCCUGCCACCCGGGCGUGGCCUGCACCGUGACGCCCCAGGGAGCCCAGUGUGGAGCCUGUCCCGACGGCACCGAGGGCAACGGCACCCACUGCGCCGACGUGGACGAGUGCUCGGUGGGGCCGUGUCACAUGGGGGUGCGCUGCAUCAACACGUCCCCGGGCUUUCGCUGCGGUUCCUGUCCUGCCGGAUUCACGGGCCCCCAGGUGCAGGGCGUCGGCCUCGCCUACGCCACGGCCCACAAACAGGUGUGUAAGGACAUCAACGAGUGUGAGGGCCCCAACAGCGGAGGUUGCGUGGAGAACUCUGUCUGCAUGAACACCCCCGGCUCGUACAGGUGUGGCGCCUGUAAGACAGGCUACGUGGGUGACCAGAAACAGGGCUGUAAACCUGAGCGGGCGUGCGGGAACGGACAGCCCAACCCCUGCCACGCCAGCGCAGACUGCAUCGUCCAUCGGGAGGGGACCAUCGAGUGUCAGUGUGGAGUGGGCUGGGCUGGAAACGGCUACGUCUGCGGCCCCGACGUGGACAUCGACGGCUUCCCCGACGACAAACUGGACUGUGCCGAGAGAAACUGCAACAAGGAUAAUUGUUACAGCGUUCCCAACUCCGGUCAAGAAGACGCAGACAGCGAUGGAAUCGGAGAUGCCUGCGACGAGGAUGCCGACGGAGACGGGAUCCUAAACACCCAGGAUAACUGUGUACUGGUGCCCAACGUGGACCAGAGGAACAUUGAUGAGGACGACUUCGGAGACGCGUGCGACAACUGCCGUGCUGUAAAAAACAACGACCAGAAGGACACGGACGUGGACAAAUUUGGCGAUGAGUGUGAUGAAGACAUCGAUGGUGAUGGAAUCCUCAAUCACCUGGACAACUGCAAGAGGGUUCCCAACGCUGACCAGAAGGAUCGAGACGGAGACAAAGUGGGCGACGUCUGCGACAGCUGCCCUUACGUCCCCAACCCCGACCAGGUGAAAGGCCGCACGCAGUCACGUCAGGACUCCUGUGCCGAGCACCAUGUGAUUCCUUUAUUCCCGUUUCAGACGGACGUGGACAACGACCUGAUCGGAGACCCCUGCGACACCAACAAGGACAGUGACGGAGACGGUCACCAGGACUCCCGGGACAACUGCCCCGCCGUCAUCAACAGCUCGCAGCUGGACACCGACAAGGACGGCAAAGGGGACGAGUGCGACGACGACGACGACGACGACGGCGUCCCGGACCUGCUGCCGCCGGGCCCUGACAACUGCCGGCUGAUCCCCAACCCUCUGCAGGAGGACUGGGACGGCGACGGCGUGGGAAACGUGUGCGAGAGAGAUUUCGACAACGACACUAUUGUCGACACCAUCGACGUCUGCCCAGAAAACGCAGAGGUCACGCUCACCGACUUCAGGGCGUAUCAGACGGUUGUUUUGGACCCAGAGGGGGACGCACAGAUCGACCCCAACUGGGUGGUGCUGAACCAGGGAAGAGAGAUCGUCCAGACUAUGAACAGCGAUCCUGGUUUGGCUGUUGGUUACACUGCUUUUAGCGGUGUGGACUUCGAAGGGACGUUUCACGUGAACACAGUGACGGAUGACGACUACGCAGGAUUCAUCUUCGGCUACCAGGACAGCUCCAGUUUCUACGUGGUGAUGUGGAAGCAGGUGGAGCAGAUCUACUGGCAGGCCAACCCGUUCAGAGCCGUGGCAGAGCCCGGCAUCCAGCUGAAGGCCGUCAAGUCCGACACGGGUCCAGGGGAGAACCUGAGGAACGCGCUGUGGCACACCGGCGACACCAGCGACCAGGUGAAGCUCCUGUGGAAAGACGCCCGCAACGUCGGCUGGAAGGACAAGACCUCGUACCGCUGGUUCCUGCAACACCGGCCCGCGGACGGCUACAUCAGAGUUCGUUUCUACGAGGGCCCCAAGAUGGUGGCCGACACAGGCGUCAUCAUCGACGCCACCAUGAGAGGAGGCCGACUGGGAGUGUUCUGCUUCAGCCAGGAGAACAUCAUCUGGGCCAACCUGCGAUAUCGCUGCAAUGACACUCUUCCUGAGGACUUCGACACCUACAGAGCCCAGCAGGUCGAGCUGGUUGCCUGAGCUGAGCUGAGAGGAUUCUGGAAAGAAUUUCCAACGCAAAAAUAAAAUCCAGCGUUUAAUGUAGACUUCAUCUGUGAAUUAUCUUCAGUCCAUAAAUGAUUCAUAUGCAGACUCCAGGCUAUACACACACUCCUGGGGGUACAAGUGUUAAACUGUAUCUGUUUAAAUUUCAGUGAAAAUGUGAAAUUAUUUAGUAUCAAGAUGUAAGCAACGCAAAUAAUGUGAAGGAAGAAACUAUCUGAAAGCACUGUCACAAAUGAAUAAAUGCCAAUUUUCCCAGAGUAAUGUAAAGCUCCUCUCCACCUGUGGUGUGAUGUGAUAGGUUAUAUGUAGACAGCUGAUUGGGCACUUCCACACAGAGUUGAUUCCAGUCUAAAAUAUUAUUAUUAUUAUUAUUAAUAUUAUAAACAGAACUAUAAACCAGAUGACUAACAGACGGGACUUCAAAUGCAACAGCUUUUAGUGGAAAUCAACAUUCUGAACAUUUCACAAGCAUGCACAUAUUCAAAAUAAUCUUUUCAAAUUUGCAUUUGAAAAUACAGGUUACAAAAUAGGAACGAUAGCAAAGACAGUAUACAACAGGUUUGAAAGGUCAUGCACGUCCACAGCAACACGCUGCGAUGUUGUAAAAUCACACCCAGUUUGUUUUCCUCCGUCAGACUUAUUCUGCAAAUCAAGACUAUGUGCAGAGAAAAAUCUGUCUUCCACAUUCAAUUUAAUUGACUUUCAUGUCAUAAACAAAUGGUCACAUAAGGAGAAUCACAUGGCAACAAAUAAAUAACUACAGAUCUUUUACUACAAUUUACAGGACAACAGUGAUAUAAUGCUAUUCUCACUAUAAGCUUUAAGUGGAACUGAAAUUGCGUGUUUCCAGAACCUUUUACACAUUUCUGUAAAUGAUGUUGUUUUGAAAAGAAAAUUUAUUAAAGGGACAUUUUCUUAAGAAUAAAACACUGCAAACAAGCAGUAAAUACUGA
Messenger RNA from Betta splendens (Siamese fighting fish), 5008 nucleotides. It is a transcript of the gene comp, whose product is annotated as cartilage oligomeric matrix protein. The record is from RefSeq and is a predicted model, not a curated record. Gene Ontology annotation, cellular component: extracellular region. Gene Ontology annotation, molecular function: calcium ion binding. Lineage: Eukaryota; Metazoa; Chordata; Actinopteri; Anabantiformes; Osphronemidae. Gene Ontology annotation, biological process: cell adhesion. Bases 1713 to 4031 code for a protein of 772 amino acids. The transcript is spliced from 18 exons.